AUGUUGUAUUGUACAAGUAAUGCCGUUCUAGCUGGUGGCAUGACAGGCGCGGAUGUCGGUAUUGGAUGGGUCGAUGCAACAGGCAAAAUUCAUUUUCAAACAACAAACGACUGGUUUGCUCUUCAAGGUCGUGAACAAGAUGGAUGGACUGCUAUACAAUUCAAUCGUCGUCUUAACACAUGUGAUUCCAUGGAUGUUCCUAUUAAAGUAGAAUAUAAAAGUUUGUAUGCUGUUUGUAAUAAUGAUUCUCGAUUUCAGUCUGGAACGAAUGUUCUCAUAUAUGCUUAUGGUCUGGUCGAUCCAGAUGGCGACAUCACUUAUCAUGAAGAUCGACGUGGCUCACGUAUGAUUCCACUUCAAUCCUAUGCAAAUCCACCAACUGAAGAUAAGUUUGCUGAUCUCGAAUAUUUUGAAUUUCGUUUGAAUAAUGGUGGUCAACGAACACAAGAUGAAAUGUGUUCUCAUAGUUUCACCUACUAUCCUCGCAUAAAUAAUGUGUAUGUAUGUAUGACAUGUACUCAUCCAGAAGCGUGGCAAACAAUGAGAAACGAAACGCUUGUCAAUUAUAAUUACGGAGAUGUGAUGCAGUGGAUAAAAAGCAUCGAAUGGACGCCAACAAUAGCUGCUCAAUGGCAAGAAUUCUUUAAUAAUGCUCCACGCCAUAUUUAUUAUGGUCUUACAGAAAAUUUAUCAUGGGAAAAGUUUGAUAUGCCCAAAUAUAAAGAUUUAGAGACUGAAUCGUGCCCAAUGGUACUUGUACCAAAUAUAGAAAAACUUGGCUAG
Rotaria sp. Silwood1 is the source of this 783-nucleotide messenger RNA. NCBI's taxonomy places the organism in Eukaryota, Metazoa, Rotifera, Eurotatoria, Philodinida, Philodinidae. The record is from the annotation of a GenBank genome assembly.